AUGGAAGUUCCGCUCCAAAUUUGUCGAAAAAACAAGACAACUAUAGAUACCACUGAUGUUUUCACAACUUCAGAGAGAUUUGUCACACGGGAAGAAGUUAUCUGUUGGGUUAAAGAGACCGGAAUCAACAAUAAAGUGACAGUUAUUAUCGCGCGUUCAGACACCGAAACAGGCAAAAGAGGAAGAAGUAACAAAGUGAUAUUUGGGUGCGAUAAAGGUGGAAAAUAUAAGGAUAAAAGUGAGACUCAAAGUGCUACUAAGAGAUGUGGAUGUCCAUUCAAAAUCAAAUCGACUCCGGCAAAAGAUGGGUCUGGAUGGAAGGUUGAUGUAAAAUGUGGAGUUCAUAAUCAUGGUUUACCAGAUAGAUUAGAAGGUCAUUCAUUUGUUGGUAGGUUGACAACUGAUGAGAAGCAGCAUGUUGCUGAUUUGACAAAGAGACAUGUUCCGCCUAGACACAUAUUGAUUUCUUUGCAAGAGCGAGAUCCUGAGAACGUCACUCGGAUCACGCAAAUAUACAAGCAUAAGAGUGUGAUUGAAGCGGAGAUAAGAGGUCCAAGAAGUGAGAUACAGCAUUUGCUUAAGCUUAUAGAGGAGGCGAACUAUGUUUAUUGGAGUAGGAAACGGGAUGAUUGUGAAGUUACAAAGAGUUAUUGUUGGGUCUUGGAUAAGCUGAAGCAAUUGUUUGUGAAGAAAGAUGUGGUUCCACAAGUGAUUCUGACGGAUAGAGAUCUUGCUUUGAUGAAAGCAGUUGAAGUUGUUUUUCCUACGUCGCAUAACUUGCUAUGUCGUUUUCAUAUUAACAAAAAUGUUGGGAUGAAAUGCAAAGAAUAUGUGAUGAAAGACAUGCAAGAGACGAUAGGCAUAUUGGUUGAAUCUGCACAUUGGAAGCUAAAGCAGAUGAUAGGGAACAGCCUUGGUGACAUGGUCAAAGUUUGGGAAGCUAUGAAUUCUAACCUAAAAAUACAAAUAGGUAACAUUCGAGCUUCGUUUCAAAAAAGUUUUUAUGAGGUUGAGCACGCACACAUUAGUCCAUUUUAUGAUAAUAUGUGUGGUUCAGUAUCGAGAGCUGCUUUGAGACGCAUUGCAGAAGAGUUAUUGAGGCUUGAUUAUGUGUUAAAUAGUAGGGAAGUAUGUGGUUGUACUAUGAGCACAAGUUAUGGGCUACCUUGUGCUUGUGAUAUGGGAAGAUUGAUUGUUGUUGGAAUCCCAUUACAAAUAUAA
Messenger RNA from Vicia villosa (hairy vetch), 1221 nucleotides. RefSeq lists its product as uncharacterized. The transcript has 3 exons. The record is from RefSeq and is a predicted model, not a curated record. The coding region runs from base 1 to 1221 and encodes 406 amino acids. Lineage: Eukaryota; Viridiplantae; Streptophyta; Magnoliopsida; Fabales; Fabaceae. Gene Ontology annotation, molecular function: DNA-binding transcription factor activity, RNA polymerase II-specific.